Messenger RNA from Periophthalmus magnuspinnatus, 1097 nucleotides. Its product is annotated as stonustoxin subunit beta-like. The annotation marks the transcript as partial. Lineage: Eukaryota; Metazoa; Chordata; Actinopteri; Gobiiformes; Gobiidae. The transcript is spliced from 5 exons. Gene Ontology annotation, molecular function: protein binding. The record is from RefSeq and is a predicted model, not a curated record.
CUCCCACUACCACCCAGCCAGAGCACUUCACCUCCCAGUACGCUCGGAAACCUUCGAUGCCUUCUUUGCACAAAAUCUAAAAAAGAAGGCAAAAAGUCCAAAUCUGGAAACACAGGAGCAGAGAAAACCCCCCCUUAUGAUCCGAACAUCCCGGAGCCUAAAUGCAGAGUGGACCUUGUCAAAUACUGGCAUAACCUUUCCCUCGAUGACAAGACGGCAAAUAAGACUCUGUGGAUAACAGAAGGAGGUGCAAAAGUGGCUCGUAAAACAGAUGAUGUCACUUGUCCUGUCCUAGAUCGCCCAGAGAGAUAUGAAUAUGCUCCACAGGUUCUGUGCAAGGAGGGAAUCCUGGGCUUUCGAGGGUACUGGGAGGUGGAGUUUUCUGGAUGGGUUGUGGUUGGAGUGGCCUAUGAGCGGGCUGGACGGAGGAACACAGAUGGUCCGUGUGGAUUUGGAGAGAAUGAGGAAUCCUGGGGCCUGGGUUGGAGUGGCUCCAGUUAUCAUUCUUGGCACAACGGCCAGAGCAAAGAAAUCGUGGAUAUCCCAAAGUCCUCUACAAUCGGGGUCUACCUUGACCAGCCUGCCGGAAUCCUCAACUUUUACUCUGUGCAAGAAGUGACAGAGGGAGACGAGAGCACAGGAGCGAAGGAGGUGAACCUUCUGCAGCAGAUCAAUGGCACCUUCACUGAGAAAAUGCUGCCAGGCUUCUGGGUGGGGACACAGUCUCACCUUCUAAUUCUGAAGAAUGAGGAAUAAUGGACUCAGUGUUCAACACAAAACUCAAUUUUAUCGGUUACAAUGUAAACACGAAUGUAAACUCAAAACACAUUUGUGCAAAUAUGCUAAUAUUCCAUUUCAAUUAAGAUUUUCUAUGUCGUUGCACACUAUUCCUUACAUACAUACAUACAGUAGAUAUACCACAUAUAGAUAAGGGAGCAGUGCAAGAAGGAAUUCAAAUGGAUUCCUGUUGCAGUUUUAUGGGUUUUUCUGAAAACCUCCGGACCAUUCUAUACCGAUUGUUAGUUUUUGUUACUGAAUGUAUAUUCCUCUUUUUGUUUGAUAACAUUUAUAAAUAUAUUAGUUUGUUGUUUAAUGUA